This is a messenger RNA of Linum tenue, 1083 nucleotides long. The record is from the annotation of a GenBank genome assembly. Lineage: Eukaryota; Viridiplantae; Streptophyta; Magnoliopsida; Malpighiales; Linaceae.
AUGGCUCUGUUCAUGAUCAGCUGCUGCCUGCUCGUAUUUUCGUCGCUAAUAGUUAUCGAUGGAGCUCGAGUUAUGAUCAAUCGCUCUGCCCGCGAUACUACUGCGAUCAAUGGUACUACUAGUAGCAGAGCUUCUUCCCUCAACAGAAGGAGCUUCCCUGCCGGUUUCAUAUUCGGCACGGCUUCCUCGGCAUACCAGAUUCGAACCAACAACGAAUGCACAAUAAAAUGCACUGUAUAUGUUGAUUCAUCAGAUGGAAAGUUGAGUGGAGGAGUGAACAAAGAAGGAGUGAAGUAUUACAACAAUCUCAUCGACGAACUCCUCACAAAUGGGAUCCAGCCCUUCGUGACUAUCUUUCACUGGGAUCUCCCUCAAGCUCUGGAAGCAGAGUACAAGGGUUUCCUUAACCCUCGUGUCGUGAGUGAUUUUCGGGACUAUGCGGAAGUAUUGUUCAAGGAGUUUGGGGACAAGGUGAAGAACUGGAUCACAAUCAACGAGCCACUGAGCUACAGCGCCGCAGGGUAUGCGUAUGGCUAUCUUGCACCGGGGAGGUGCUCCAGUUGGGUGCCCAUGAACUGCACUGGCGGAGACUCGUCAACUGAGCCUUACAUCGUCGGCCACCACAUCCUCCUCUCUCAUUCCGCCGCCGUCGAUUUGUACAAGCAGAAAUAUCAGGUAGAACUCAAAUUCCUCCGCCGUGCAGGCGGCGUUGAGCGGCGCCGCUGUUGCUCUGACUCGAAUCACGGUGUUGGUGAAAGUGAGCGCGACCACGAUGCCGACCGCGGCGAGGCGAGAGGCAACGCGUUCCACGAGUUUAUUGAGGCGAGCGUGGGCAAGGCAGAAGGGUCAGAUAGGGAUCACACUGGUGUCUCCAUGGAUAACCGUAAUGGAGUCUCAAUUGGACCAAAACGACGACAUUUUGGUUUUAACAUAAAGACCGUUAUUAUGUCUGUAUUCUUGAUACCAGGGAUUGAUGAGCUCAAUAACGACCAGGUGCUACCGCCGGCCGAAGCUCUCCAAGACAAAAUGAGGAUCCGUUAUCACCGCCGGCAUCUGUAUUACCUCCAGAAAGCGAUCCGGUAA